UUGAGCUUAAUUUUUCAUCAGAGAUAUGCCACAAGAACAUUUUUAAAACACUAUAAACACACAUUUCAUCAUUGUGGGUCUUUAAUGGGUUCAAGCCUAACACAACUACCGGUACUUUAGGGUGAAGACAGGUUAAACCCUGCAUGGAUCACCUGCAAUCGCAAUGUUCCCUUUGUCAAAGACAAACAGUAAUAAAAGUUCUUGUUCUGAUAAAAACGAAUAAAAAAAGAUGUCCAGUGUUUAUCAACUGUAAUUUAUUAUUGAAAAAUUAAAUUUUUUUGUCAAGGCUUGAUAAAGGCUGGUGUUCUUUUCCUGCUUUUUCUAUAUUUCUCCAAAAUCGUAGUUACUUAGAUUUACAAGUUAGCAAACAUGACAACUAUGAGACAUGUACGUUUCCGGUACAAAAAGUUGUGCUAACAACAUAAAGGCUCGCAUCAAAUUAAGGCCUUGAAGGAUUCACUUUGUUGGAAAUGGUAAGGUGCAGAUUGCCAACCUUCAUAAAAAAUAAAAAUCAGCUAAGCCAAAAGCACAAACUGACAUAAAAACCAUUUGGGGUUGUAAUGAAAUUUUCAUAUGUUUUGCAUAACUUCUACAGUCCGUUGUUCAUAUGUUUAAAUGCUUCCCUUCUUAGAAGGGUGGGAGGAGUUCAUUUUUCCAUACGGUAAAACCUUUCACUGCUGUUUUAGAAUCUCAGAUAUUUUGUUGGGCAGAAUCACUCCCUGAUUUACAUUCUCUCCAGCAACACUGCAGCAAGGAGCUACUUAACUUUGGAAGCAAGGCAUCAUGGAGCAACUCAACCUGACUGCUGUAACUUUGGACAGCUCCUCCAUCACUGGACGUCUCCCUUCUCCUUCCAUGGACUCUGGAGGUGUGGUGCCUGCAGUGCUUAUGUCUCUCUGCUUUCUGGUGGGACUUCCUGGAGCCCUUGCUGUCAUCAUUCUGAAGCCAAAUUUUCAGCAGCUGUCCAGCAUGACCCAGAGUUUGAUGCUGAAUCUGGCCGUGUCAGACUUGCUUGUCAUGCUGACGGUCCCUCUAUGGGUUUACAAUCUGCUCUACGGUUGGAUCUUCGGCUUGGUGGUCUGUAAAAUCAUAAGAUAUUACAUGUACUGCUGUGUUUAUGCAAGCUUGCUGACAAUAGUUACUUUGAGCCUCCAGCGUUACAUGCUUGUGGUGCACCAGCAGUUUUUCAAUCAGACAAAAAUGAGAUUGAUUUUGGUUUUGCUUUGGCUGGUUGCACUGAUUCUUUCGAUCCCUGCUUGUGUGGUUCAUCAACUGACCCUUAACCAGGAGUUGGUGCAAUGCAAGAAUAUGUACUCCUCCAGAGCCCAGAAGAUGGCUAUUUUUCUGGCAGAGUGCAUAGUAGGAUUUACUUCAUUAUUUAUUAUAACAUUUUCAUACAUUCAGCUUUACAGGAAGUUGAAGCAAACUCCAUUUUUUAACAACCCUCAGACAUCCAGAUUGGUUACCAGUAUCAUCAUUGUGUUCAUCUGCUUUUGGAUUCCCUACUGUAUUGCAGAUGUUCUCAGAGUGGCAGCAACUGUCUUACAAAAUGAGAGGCUUGAGAAAGUAUUUGAAAACAUGCAGGAUAUCACUGGAGCUAUUAUAUACUUAAACAGCUGUCUGAAUCCACUCCUUUAUACAUUCAAUUCUCACAUUUGUAAAUGUGGGAGGCAGGUGAACCACUGACGUUGAUGUUCUUCCACGGAUUCUUAAUCUCCACUGAUUAAAAAUUGUCAGAUGACUUUAUUCACAACACAAUCUGGCUGUUUUGUCACAGCAUUGUAGUUGGUGAUGUACCUCAAGUUUCUUUAUAAACUUUUAGCAAUGUGACAUGAAUGUAAAGAAAAUGUAUUUGAAUAUUCAAAUGACCUAAAAUUUAAAUAAAGUUCCAUAGUAAGUCAUAGAUUCUAAAACAGCUUUAUGAAAAUUUAAAGUUGAAAAUUAUGUAUUUAAAAGUCUCUAUGUGUGAAAUAAAAUAUAACUUUUUAAGCUUUACUUCAUUACCAUAACUUUGUAGAAGUCUAUUCUAUACAAUUUAUGAAUAUUUCAUUAAAAAGUAAGUGAGAAUAAGAUUAGGAGGGAAUAGAUGUGUUUAUCAUAGCCUGGUUUAAUGCAAUUAAUUCUUGUGUUAAAAACCAAUCUGU
Messenger RNA from Oryzias latipes (Japanese medaka), 2144 nucleotides. NCBI's taxonomy places the organism in Eukaryota, Metazoa, Chordata, Actinopteri, Beloniformes, Adrianichthyidae. The record is from RefSeq and is a predicted model, not a curated record.